Molecule: messenger RNA, 720 nt
Organism: Erigeron canadensis
Lineage: Eukaryota; Viridiplantae; Streptophyta; Magnoliopsida; Asterales; Asteraceae
Exons: 4
Coding region: 188-577 (129 amino acids)
Biological process (GO): endoplasmic reticulum to Golgi vesicle-mediated transport; intracellular protein transport
Cellular component (GO): endoplasmic reticulum membrane; endoplasmic reticulum
Source: RefSeq, a predicted model, not a curated record
CGUUCUAGAUAAACUACUUUUUUGUGCGAGUGUGUGUUGCGAGAGGGCAGGUGUGCUGCGUUGCUGACGUCACGUACUAAAGUUAGAAGAAGCUACCUACCUUCCUAUACAAGUAAAUAACAAUAAAUCAAAAUCACACACACAAACACACAAAAUCAAUCAAUCGGUAAAUCAGUGAGAGAGAGAAAUGGGGUUACAAUGGAUGAUGUUAGGUUAUGUAGUUGCAGCUGAAGUUGUGGUUUCCGUUUUAAUCACUCUGCCAUCCCCAAGGCCUUUGAAGGCAACUCUUGUUUCUUUUGUUUCCCUCAUCUUAAACCCUUCCAUGUUCAUCCUCCCCUUUGCUUCCUUCCAGCUCCUCGAUAUUUACUGGAAGAAUGAGCACAGGCUGAUGUGUUCUGGUGAGACUUGUACUGCUUCCGAGAGAGAUCGUUACGAAAAAUCGAUAUUCAAGGCUCAGAGGAAUGUAAUUCUUUGCUGCUCAGCAUGUAUUCUCUACUGGUGUAUCUAUCGCAUUUGCAAAUUCCACAAGGAGAUCCAAAGGAUGGAGGAAAUCGAAAAGAGGGCCAAGGAAGAGUAGCCAUUCUUAUAUAUUGAAUUGCAGCUACCAUGUUUGUAUGUGAUAUCGGUAUUUCUUGCCUUGGAGUUUAUUGUACCUUAAACCUUGAAUAUCUGCAUUAUCCUGUAAUAAAAACCUAAUAGUUACAUAGUGUUACAUCCAAA